AAGAAGAUGCUGGAUGUUGGGAAAUGGCCGGUAUUUGCUCUCCACUCGCAGGAGGAGCUAAAAUUAAUUCGCCAGGCCUGUGUAUUUGGUGGUGCUGGCAACGAAGUGCUGUACAUCACUGAAAAUGAUGAGGUUUUCGCCCUUGGCACUAACUGCAGUGGCUGCUUGGGGAUAGGAGAUAUGCAAAGCACCAUCGAACCACAACGAAUAGAUACGUUGUGCGGCAAGAAGAUAGCCUGCGUGAGCUGCGGGACAGGCCCUCAUGUUGUGGCAGCUACUACUGACGGAGAAGUGUAUUCGUGGGGUCAUAACUCUUACAGUCAACUGGGAAAUGGAACCACCAAUCACGUCUUACUUCCUUGCCAAGUCUCCACUAAUUUGGUGAACAAAAAAGUGAUUGAAGUUGCCUGUGGCUCUCAUCAUUCUAUGGUUUUAACAUCAGAUGGAGAGGUCUACGCGUGGGGCUAUAACAAUGCAGGGCAAGUCGGAUCUGGCUCAACGGCCAAUCAGCCAAUUCCACGAAGAGUUACCAGCUGUUUACAAAACAAGAUCGCAGUUAACAUUGCUUGUGGACAGAUGUGCUCAGUGGCUCUAGUGGAAAAUGGCGAGGUCUAUGUCUGGGGUUACAAUGGUAACGGUCAGCUUGGACUCGGCAACAACGGCAACCAACCCACGCCCUGCAGAAUAGCAGCUUUGCAAGGCAUUCGUGUGCAGAGGGUUGCCUGUGGCUUUGCACAUACAUUAGUGCUGACAGACGAAGGUCAGCUGUAUGCUUGGGGGGCCAAUUCCUACGGCCAGCUGGGCACUGGCAACAGAAGUAACCAGUCGUAUCCUGUACCAGUCACUGUGGCUAAGGACAGACUCGUUGAGAUCGCUGCGUGUCACUCGGUUCACACUUCCGCUGCUAAAACUCAGGGUGGCCAAGUGUACAUGUGGGGUCUGUGCCGGGGUCAGUCCAUCACUCUUCCGCACCUCACCCACUUCACCUGCACCGAUGAUGUGUUUGCUUGUUUCGCUACUCCCGCUGUGACGUGGCGCCUCCUGUCCGUAGAACCUGAUGACCAUCUAACAGUAGCUCAGUCCCUGAAGAAGGAGUUCGACAACCCAGAUACUGCAGAUUUGAAGUUUCAAGUAGAGGGAAAAUACAUUCAUGUUCAUAAAGUCCUUCUCAAAAUUCGGUGUGAGCACAUCCGCUCAGUACUGAACAACAAUAACGACGAAAUUAUUGAGAUAAAUGAAUUCUCAUAUCCCGUUUACCGAGCGUUUUUGGAAUAUCUGUACACCGACAGCAUCAGCCUUCCUCCUGAGGAUGCGAUAGGUUUGUUAGAUUUGGCAACCUACUACAGAGAGAACAGACUGAAGAAGCUUUGCCAGCAAACAAUCAAGCAGGGCAUCGGUGAAGAAAAUGCCAUCGCUCUUCUGUCAGCCGCAGUGAAGUACGAAGCUAAGGACUUGGAGGAAUUUUGUUUCCGGUUUUGCAUCAAUCACCUGACUAUGGUUACUCAGACCCCAGGCUUUGCGGAAAUGGACCACGACCUCUUGAAGAACUUCAUCAGCAAAGCCAGCAGAGUGGGAGCAUUUAAAAACUGAAGGACCUUUGCAGAAAAACAGAAACGCCUUUAAACCUAAAGUGCCAAGAUCCUGCCUGGAUGCAGAGACCCCUCUCGUUUAAG
Euleptes europaea (tarantolino) is the source of this 1673-nucleotide messenger RNA. RefSeq names its product RCC1 and BTB domain containing protein 2 (gene RCBTB2). Gene Ontology annotation, molecular function: protein binding. The coding region runs from base 7 to 1590 and encodes 527 amino acids. The record is from RefSeq and is a predicted model, not a curated record. The transcript has 11 exons. NCBI's taxonomy places the organism in Eukaryota, Metazoa, Chordata, Lepidosauria, Squamata, Sphaerodactylidae.